Symbiodinium necroappetens is the source of this 1035-nucleotide messenger RNA. NCBI's taxonomy places the organism in Eukaryota, Dinophyceae, Suessiales, Symbiodiniaceae. The record is from the annotation of a GenBank genome assembly.
AUGGAGGUCUUCGGCAACCCGAGGACCCAGUUUUUGGAGGCGGAGGUGGUGCAGAAGCACUUAGACCAGCUCCCUUUCAAGGAGGAGAACCAGCCACUGUCGGAGCGCCUGGGCUCGGAGUCGGAUGUGGGCGUCAUCAGGCCGCGGGAGGUGGAGCAGCUGGUGGAGCUUUCAAACGCUGGAGAAGAGGUUUGGGAGACGCUGGUGAAGGACGAACAGAUCCAUAUACAGCGACAUCGCGAUCGCAGCCUUUUCAAUGGCAGUGUCUUUGUAAAGCUCGUCGGGCGCAUCUCCAAUACCACCGCCGCGCAUGUAGCGCACUGCUUUGGCAACUUCGCUGACCGAGCUGGCUGGGAUAAGCAAAUGGACAGCUUUCGACUGAUGUACAAUGUGGCCUCUAACGACAUCCUCUACUCCCUCCUCCACGCGCCACCGCUGACAGAUCGCGACUUCUUGAUCUACCACGCAACUCUGCGACAUGAAACUGGUCGUGGCAUCAUGCUUUACACCCGCUCUGCCAGCAACCGCCUUUGUCCACCGACGCGGGCAGUGAGAGCAACACAGUACGUCGCGUCCUAUUGCAUCAUGCAGGACCCGGACGGAAAGGGCGUGACCUUCACCACCACUUCGGCCGUGGAUCCGCACAUCCCCUUCCUCCCGAAGUGGGUUCUGACUUUGCUGAUGCCCUCCGAGUUCCGUCGCUGGCGGAAUGCUGUCGAGAAGCGCUGCCGCGAGUUGCACAGGGACGCUGUGCCCAUCCCCGUGGCCUCGCUGCUGCAGCCAGAGGCCGAGCUCCGGGCGCCGAAGGCCGCGGCGAUGGAGGCGGCGACGGAGGAGGCCACGCCGACAGGCAAGAGCUCCACCGAGGCUGGAAGCACACAGGACGGCCACAGCCGCGGCGAUGUCAGCGAUGUAAAGACUGCCGACGGCGACGGUGCUGAGAGCUCGCCAGGCACCCGACCUGACUCUUCACCUCGCAUCGAGGGCGCAGUGGCUGCUCCCGCGACUUCGCCAGGCCUGUGCUGGUGUUGCUGA